Molecule: messenger RNA, 1263 nt
Organism: Sinocyclocheilus anshuiensis
Lineage: Eukaryota; Metazoa; Chordata; Actinopteri; Cypriniformes; Cyprinidae
Product: high mobility group protein B3-like
Exons: 5
Coding region: 16-780 (254 amino acids)
Source: RefSeq, a predicted model, not a curated record
CGCGAGGCUGAGCGCAUGGGGUUUAAAGCGGAGAGAGAAGGGAGACAGUGGCGAGAUUUCAAUCAACUCAACAACACAGAUAAAAAAAAUACAGCACACAAGAAGACUUUAUUGGAUAUAGGCCCCUCUCAUCUCACAAAAAUGGCAAAAGGAGACCCCAGGAAGCCCAAGGGCAAGAUGUCUUCUUAUGCCUACUUCGUUCAGACAUGCAGAGAGGAGCACAAGAAGAAAAGCCCUGAGAUUCCAGUCAGCUUUUCAGAAUUCUCCAAAAGAUGCUCUGCAAGAUGGAAGGCAAUGUCCGAUAAAGAGAAAUCCAGGUUUGAUGACAUGGCCAAACAGGAUAAGGUGCGUUAUGAUCAAGAGAUGAUGCACUACAUGCCUGGUGGCAAGAGAGGCAAAAAGAAGGAUCCCAACGCACCCAAGAGACCAUCCUCUGGAUUUUUCCUGUUCUGCUCGGAACAUCGUCCACAAAUCAAGGCUCAGUAUCCCAGCUUGGGCAUCGGAGACGUGGCCAAAAAACUAGGCGAGAUGUGGAACGGCCUCACAGAUGCCACCAAACAGCCCUAUCUGAUGAAGGCCAACAAGCUGAAGGACAAGUACCAAAAGGAUGUUGCAGACUACAAGACGAAGGGCAAGGCUGGGGGGGUGUCCAUGGGCAUGGGAAUGAUGGGGAAUGGUAUGGCUCCAAAACCCAUGAUGAAGAGCAAUAUGGAUGAUGAAGAGGAUGAUGAUGAGGAGGAAGACGAAGAAGAGGAUGAUGAUGAAUAUGAUGAUGAAUAGACUGUCAUUUUUGUGUGUUUGAUCAAUUUUGAUUAUAAUAACUUUUUCUCCCCCAUUGAAGUCCAGUAGAUACGGAAUACACAGGUGGUCUUUCAUAGCCCCGUUGUUGUUUUAAUAGAGGUGGAAUGUGUAGUGUGCUGUUGGUGAGAGACUUGCUAACACAGUUUCUUACUUCCAGCUUUGUGUGCGUGCAAGUGCAUGUGCACAUGUGAAGAUCUCACUUCAUCAUGGUAGCCCAGUGUCUUCCUAGCCCAUCUUUGUUACCUUUUACCAAUUGUAUAACAAACAGCCUUUAAACAAGUAAUACCCUUCCUGUAUAUGUAAAUCCCUGACCUAUAUAUUUUUUGUUUGUUUGUUUAAGAGGUUCCUGAGUGUGUAGCUCUGUAUAUGGUUGACAUUGAGUAGAUAUUGUUUAUGAUCGUAGUAUGUUGCUUGUGGAAAGGUGUCAUAGUUUGGAACUGUGCACCGACAUCGGACAUUUCA